AUGCCCAGGUACUAUCCUACCGAAGAUGUGCUUCGGAAGCUGCUGAGCCACGGCAAAAAGCCCUUAAGUCAGCAUGUGAGAAGGCUGCGUGCCAGCAUCACUCCUGGGACCAUCCCGAUCAUCCCCACGGGGCGCCACAGGGGCAAGAGAGUGGUUUUCCUGAAGCAGCUGGGCAGCGGCUUGCUACUUGUGACAGGACCUCUUGCCCUCAACAUAGUUCCUCUGCAAAGAACACCACAGAAGUUUGUCAUCACCACCUCUAAAAUAGUUGAUGUCAGCAAGGUUAAAAUCUCCAAACACCUGACUGGUACUUACUUCAAGAAGAAGCACCUGUGCAAGCCCAGGCACCAGGAGGCAGAGAUCUUUUUGACACAGAGGGAGAAAUACAAGCUUACAGAGCAGCGCAAGGCUGAUCAGAAAACUGUGGACUGGCCGAUUUUGCCAAAGAUCAGAGCUGUUCCUCAACUCCAGGGCUACCUGAGAUCUCAGUUCUCUCUGACCAAUGGGAUGUAG
Arvicola amphibius (Eurasian water vole) is the source of this 513-nucleotide messenger RNA. RefSeq names its product 60S ribosomal protein L6-like. NCBI's taxonomy places the organism in Eukaryota, Metazoa, Chordata, Mammalia, Rodentia, Cricetidae. Gene Ontology annotation, biological process: ribosomal large subunit assembly; cytoplasmic translation. Gene Ontology annotation, cellular component: cytosolic large ribosomal subunit; ribosome. The coding region runs from base 1 to 513 and encodes 170 amino acids. Gene Ontology annotation, molecular function: RNA binding; structural constituent of ribosome. The transcript has 2 exons. The record is from RefSeq and is a predicted model, not a curated record.